CGGCCCAUUUUUCCUCGGCUGAGAGUUGUUUUGGUAUUUUUUGUAGCACAGUCGCCUUCAAAUCUUUGCACACAAACAGUUCUCCACCGGAUCCGCUCUUUCACUAAGCAUGAAUUAUCCACUUGUGAUUCUGCUCUGCGUGGGACUUUUAGACCAGACUGCAAGGGCCAUCCGUAUGGAUAAAAUAGCAGACAGCAAGCUCUGCAGUGAUGCAGAAUGUUCACAUAUUCUUAGCAUGACCAAGGCUUUGGAUGACUUCAUAGCUCCUGACUGCAGAUUCAUCAACAUCAAGAAGGGUCAGAUGGUUUAUGUAUACUCUAAGCUCAUACCAGCAGAGGGCAACGGAGUCUUCUGGUCUGGAAGCGCGUACAGUGAGCGGUAUGUGGACCAAAUGGGCAGAAUUGGAUAUUUCCCUGCAGUUGUAGUGAAAGAGACACAUGUGUUUACAGACAGCCCAGUUCAAAUGCCGACAACUGAUAUGGACUUCUACUGUGACUAAGACGAGGCAGACCAAGGCUUCUCAAGUAAUUUCAGUAAAACUGGCCUUCGUGAGAAAAGGGACAGUCGCUCUGUCAAGCACAUGUACAAGACAAUGUAACAUUACAUCCUGUGUUGCGUCCAGAUUGAAUCUUUGAGUUGCUCAUGCCUUAUAUCUCUGAUAUAUCUGCUCCUGACCCAGUCGUAUAUAUGUGUAUUGUUGAAGAUAUUUGCUUAAUUAAUGUUUUUCAGUAUUAAUCCAAUUAAUCCAAUACUGCUUUAACUGUUCAGGAUAAACGGUUACAAUCUCACUGCACGUUUCUGAUAGCUUUCUUUUCAUCAUAUUCAGUAAAACAUGAUUAAACGAAUAAUGGUGUUACCUCCUUAUUUGACUAACAAUGUUUGAUGGUUUCAUGGGAGACAUUUAUUGGAAUGGAAGAUUCAAAGCCUCCCAUAUGCUUUGAAUCAAGCUAAAGCAUCAGGGAUGAAACUUUGGUAGUUUGGCACUUUAGAGCAGAUGUGUAAGACUUUGUUUUAUCCCGGGCCAAAUCAGUUUUAGUGUCAAAGGGCUGAUUUUACAGCAACUGCAAGACUACUUAAAUGUAUAAUUUUUUUUCUUUUUAAAACGAUAUUAUAUAUAGUCUGGGUAUUACCUAAAUCUCCUAAACCUCUGCAUUUAGCUCAUAAUAAUAUAUAAUAAUGCAUUACAAUUGUAGAGGUGUGGCAAAGAUUUGACUGACAAAUUUGCUUUCAGGCCACUAAAAAACAAUAUACUGCAUAUAUACUGUCUAUUAAGCAUUAGCUUUUGUUUCUAUUUUAUCUUUAAAUAACUUCCCUCUUCAUAA
Messenger RNA from Cololabis saira (Pacific saury), 1322 nucleotides. RefSeq names its product otoraplin-like. Gene Ontology annotation, biological process: cartilage condensation. Bases 110 to 499 code for a protein of 129 amino acids. The transcript is spliced from 4 exons. NCBI's taxonomy places the organism in Eukaryota, Metazoa, Chordata, Actinopteri, Beloniformes, Belonidae. Gene Ontology annotation, molecular function: protein binding. The record is from RefSeq and is a predicted model, not a curated record.